GCGUAUUGUUGGUCAUAAUUUUAAAAUAACACCACUUGGACAGAGUCACCAGAGGCCAUUCCAUUUAUCAUAUAAGUGUCUAGCUUGAAGUGGAGCCAAUAUCAAGAGGUUGAUGUUCUUCAAAAUUGACGCAUCAACGCUUCUCUGCUAUCUGCAUAACGGUAGCCAUCACACGCCACGAAACCCUAAAGCGAAAGCUCGUAUAUAUAUAUUACUAUUUCCCAGUACUGGGCGAUAAGCGGUUAAACGAAAACGGCGUGAACUGCACAUUACAACCAGGGAGCGAUUAUGAGAAAGAUUUUGUGAAAGAUUAUCACUACUUCAUUCCCGAGACAUGUGCUGUCGAUAUGGCAGAGGACAAAGCUGAGUUCGGCUGGUCAAGGGCGCUCAAGUACGCAUGCGUGAUCUUCGUCUUUUUUGUGGGGUUUGGUUUGCUAAUACUGAACACAGUGGUGAUCGAUCACAGUAAGCCAGUCGUGCAACAACAUUCAUGGGCACAGGAAGAGGCCAGAAGCAGAAAGAAAGCUUCAGUUAAUGCUUCACUACUUACGAAAUCAAAGUUGUUAGAAAACGCCCAGGGGUGGAGGCGAUGUGAGCUUUUAAUGAAUGGAAAACUGAACGUUUCCAGGAACAGUAAACUGGAGUCUUCCCAAACAGACGAGGACAUUCUUAGAAAAUACAUGCGAAGAACUUGCUACAGAGUCAGAAACCGGGACUUCGCAUAUCCCGCGCCGACAAAAAUGGAGAGAGAUUUUCCGCUUGCUUUUGGGAUUAUGAUUUAUAAUGGAUUGCCACUGUUCGAAAGACUCCUUCAGGAGAUUUAUAUGCCUCAUAACGUGUACUGUAUUCACAUUGACCGGAAAACAAGGCAGAGUUUCCACAAAGCAGUCAAGCAGAUGAUUUCUUGUCUGCCGAAUGUCUUUAUUGCUAGUAAACUAGUGAAAGUUUAUUGGGGUGAAUUUUCGAUCGUACAAGCAAAGAUGAACUGCCUAAGGAACUUAUUAAAGAGUCCGGUAAAAUGGAAAUACUAUCUCCACAUGAUCGGUCAGGACUUUCCCCUUUAUACAAAUCACGAAAUGGUGCGUGCGAUCAAAACCCUCAACUAUACAAAUAACAUGGAGAGCAUUAAAGUCCCGAUAUCAAAUCGCGACCGUACAGAAUACGUGUACAUAGGCUCGCGCACAAGAACAAAAAUUCUCAAACCACCACCCCCUUUUAACAUCACUCUGAGAAAGGGCAACAUCCACGCUAUGUUAACACGUGGGUUUGUAGAGUUCUUACUUGAAUCUGAGAUAGCAAACGCGUUUAUUGAUUGGUGCAAUGACACCAGUGUCCCGGAUGAAACGUUCUUCGCGUCUAUGCAAAAUCACCCAGGAGCCCCAGGGGGCGUGGUUGGAGACCAGCCUCCUUAUAUUUUCAAGUUGAUUAGAUGGUAUUGGUUUGAUAGGUGUUAUGGGAGAAUAAUUAGGCAAGUUUGCUGGAUAGACAUCAAGGACCUUAGGUCUGUGCUCAGCCAGUUUAAUCUUAGUUUUUUAUUCGUUCAUAAAAUUCCAUUUGAUUAUGACAUAGAACUUUUGGACUGUUUGAGCCAGUCGUUAGUUGGCCGAAAAUACCCAGUCGAACUUCUCAAAAGCUAUUAAUGUCAGUCUUAAACCAUAGUAAUUUAGCUUCAACUAGCCCCAAUAAUUAUAGUGUACACCUAUUUUGAAUAAGGUUGUACUGACUCAUAAGAAUCCAUGUCAUGGUCUGCAGUUGUUCAUGGGUAAUGUAUGAAUGGCUGAAUCCUGAUCUUUCUUACAAGCCAUGUAUAAGAUAACCGGCACAUAAACAAGAAUGCUAUAGUUUUUUAAACCUUGAUCGAAUUUGGAAAGCCAAAGAUUAAACUACGAUUUUUGAUGGUUAUUUUGUUAUUGCAUCACUGUAAAUGAUGCAAUUAGUACACCAUGAUAAAAACAGGCUUACUGAUUCUCUUAGCUCAGCCUAAUUACAUCCUACUGUACUUACUAUGGUAAAUAUCGAAAUCUAUUUUGUGUGAGAACAACAACAGGCUUAGUGGCCUGUUCUGCUUGCUUUGAAUACAAUGACAAAAUAGUCA
Messenger RNA from Nematostella vectensis (starlet sea anemone), 2095 nucleotides. RefSeq names its product N-acetyllactosaminide beta-1,6-N-acetylglucosaminyl-transferase. Gene Ontology annotation, molecular function: glycosyltransferase activity. NCBI's taxonomy places the organism in Eukaryota, Metazoa, Cnidaria, Anthozoa, Actiniaria, Edwardsiidae. The transcript is spliced from 3 exons. Bases 348 to 1640 code for a protein of 430 amino acids. The record is from RefSeq and is a predicted model, not a curated record. Gene Ontology annotation, cellular component: membrane.